Messenger RNA from Solanum lycopersicum (tomato), 1299 nucleotides. RefSeq lists its product as uncharacterized. NCBI's taxonomy places the organism in Eukaryota, Viridiplantae, Streptophyta, Magnoliopsida, Solanales, Solanaceae. The record is from RefSeq and is a predicted model, not a curated record.
UAUUUAUUUAGCGAUGUGAUAUUUUUCAUUAAAUUUUAACUUCUAUCCUUUUUUUUUCGUUUGAUAGUCUUAUAUCGAAAUUCACUUCUAUCGUAAAUAAAUUGAUAUAGUAACGUCCGCGCUCCGUGCGCGGAUUGUACCAUACUAUUUUAAUGACUUGAAAAAGAGAAAAAUAAGGACAAGUGGUUAAAUUAAAAAACAAACGAACCCGGGUCUUACGGUAAAGGAUCCGAGUUAAUCACCUCUCUCUUCCAAAAAUACAAAAUCCCCAAAAUUUGUUAAAUCCCUAACCCUAAAAAAAAACCUAUAAAUUUCCUUCAUCUUCUUGAGAUUUGAUCUCUUUUGUUACAAAUUUUCGUUUUUGAUGGUGGAAAUUUUCAAGAAUUUGUUGAUGAUUACUUCUUUAUCAUCUCCAAUAAGGGAGAUUUCAAUUUCUUCUUCAUUUUGCUUUGCAUCUUGUAAAGAAGGUUGGUAUUAUCGUUCUAUUGGUGUUGAUCCUUGAACCAUUCAUUACGUAAACAUAAUUUGGCCUACGUACCAGAGAAACUCUGUUUUCGUGGCUUCGUAGGCCUUAUAGAUUGAAACUGUUAUUAUUUUUGUUUAUUUGUAACGAAUUUGAGUGUAAUUAACAAGAUGGUGCUUUAUAAGACGAAGAAGAUUCAGGCUGGGAAAGGGAAUCGGUUGUUGAUUAGUAUAACUGUUGUUGGGAGUGCUGGGCCGAUUCGUUUUGUUGUUAAUGAAAAGGAGCUUGUGGCUGAUGUUAUCGAUAUCGCGUUGAAAAAUUAUGCUCGUGAGGAGAGACUCCCUGUUCUUGGAUCAAAUUUUAAUAAUUUUGUGCUCUAUUGCCCAACCGCGGUAACAGAAGAUUUGAGUCCAUGGGAGACAAUUGGAUCACUUGGUGUUCGUAACUUUGUGCUGGUCAAAAAGCCGCAGUCCGAGAAUCCAAUUCUUAAUGGGAAACAACAGCGAAUUCUUGAUGGGAAACAAGUAGUUAUGGCUCGGAAGGGAUCUGGAAGUUGGAAGGCAUGGUUCAAUAAAUCACUCAGUCGCAAGAUAGUUUCAUACUGAAUUCACAGAGUCGACAUGAAGUAAUCUAUAAUUCUUGUUGUUUUUUUUCUAUUCUUUUUUCAUGUCUCUAUGUUUGAUCUUCUUGGUGUUUUCGUAAUGAGAAAUUAAACGUUUUAUCAGUUCUUUAGCUUUGUAGUCUGUUGAAAUCAGUCGUUCGAAUAAAGCUUGGAGUCACUGUCAAGCCCUACUUGUUAUAUUCAAGUUAAAAUAGAUAUUGAUUGAUUGUUACUA